AUGCAGUGGGAGAUUCGCAUACCCAUUCUCCACAACACAAAAUUCUCAGAGGCUCCCUCAGCAGACGUCAAGCUGGCGACCGUAGCAGCAAAGAAAGGCAAGAAGGCCGAGGAGGAGGAGCAGCCUGCAGCACCUGCAGCAGCAGCAGCACCACCACCACCACCACCACCAGCAGCAGCAGCAGCAGCAGCAGUUCCAGCCGUGGCAGAAGCUGCUGCAGCGGCAGCAGCAGCGGAGGAGGAGGAAGAGGAAGAGUAUGUGGUGGAGAAGGUUUUGGACCGCCGGAUUAUGAAGGGCAGAGUGGAGUUUCUGUUGAAAUGGAAGGGGUUCUCAGACGAGGACAAUACCUGGGAGCCAGAGGACAACUUGGACUGUCCUGACCUAAUCGCAGAGUACAUGCAGAAACACAAAGAGAAGGAGGAGAAAAAGAAAGAAAGCAAGAGGAAAGCUCCCACCGAGGCCACAGGAGACUCAGCAGAACGAGGGAGUAAGAAGAAGAAGGAGGAGGGGGAGAAAGCCAGAGGUUUUGGUAGAGGUCUGCAGCCGGAGAGGAUUAUUGGAGCGACAGACUCGAGUGGAGAACUGAUGUUCCUCAUGAAGUGGAAGAAUUCAGAUGAGGCGGACCUCGUCCCAGCCAAGGAGGCCAAUGUUAAAUGUCCCCAGGUGGUCAUCUCUUUCUAUGAGGAGCGCCUCACCUGGCACUCUUACCCCACGGAGGAAGAGGAGAAGAAGGAGGAGGAGAAAAAAGACUAGAUGAGUAGAGGAUGAGGAGGCAGUUGUAGGGCAGAAAAUCAACUUCAACUAUAUACUGGUGAACUGUUGUCCAAGUUAGUAGACUCUUGCAGCCACUUUGGCAGAGAAAGUGAUUUGAAAAAAAAUCCGAAAUCAUUGGGAUUGAACUGCCAAUGUAGCUGAGAGAGAGAAGAAGUGUGUUUUCCUGCCCUGGAAGGAGACAGCCCUGCUUUCCUCAAAAGAUGCUCCCACUUGUGUGUCAACUGAACAUGUUUGAAACACUUUAAAGAGGUAUGUUGACACUUAAGUUCCUCCCCUUUGCUUUACUUCCCUCACCAAGAGCAUGUCACUUAGUGGGAGUCGGUGCCUUUGUUCUGCUAGUGUUUUUCUUUGUCGUCUCAAACUAUUGAACUGAAUCCAGUGAAAUUAUGAAAAAAGUGUUUGUCUCCUACAAUUGGUGACAAGUGCUUGGUGCUGGAAAUAACAGGGAUACAAAUCAGGCUGUCAAGCUACCUCUUUAAUACAUGCAUUCAUGUGAGAAGCAAGCCGGGUGUUUGGCUGUGGCUGGCAAGUUUGUCACUCCUCUCAGUCACUGGUCCUUAUUUAGACGUCCUGUAUUAGAUAGGAGGGUGAAGUGGAUUGUGGUGGUUUGGAGAGAACAAACUUCCCUCCCUGUUUUGUCAGAAUACACCGGAGGGAACUUCUUUUGAAUGGGAAAGAAGUGAGGUGUUAUGGAGUAGUUAAAGAAUGGACAGAAACCUUUUCUCUUACAGUAUAUGUUCUCUUUGUGCCACCUGCGUUCUCAUUAUCGCAGUUCUACAUUUGAAACCCCCACACAUCAAAGGACUGUACAUUUCAGACUAGCUAGAUACAAUCGUUAUGUGAAAAGACCAGUUGUUGGCUUUGGCCUUUACGUGUCCUACCAGCCAAUUGGGCAGCCAACCAGCCAGUGUUCAGAUGUCCUGCAGUUGUGUGGUUAACCUGUUUUUUGUUUUUACAAAUACCUGACAGCUUUUAUUCGUCAUUGUAGCCAUGGACAAAGCUCCAGCUUGUACUUUGCUUCCUGUUAGUUUUUUUUAAAUUUUUUAAAAUUAAAACUUUUAUCAAACCUGAGCUUAGUUCUUUGUGCUCAUAUUAUGGAGGUUCAUUGGCAAACGUGUAAUUUUUUGUGAAUGUAAAUCUGUUGAUCUGUUACAAUAUACAGAGUGAGUUUAAUGUAAGUGCACAGACUUAAGUUCAUUUCCUGGUAGCUGUGGCAGAUUUGAUCCCAGAACUUCUAAAGUGAGUUUAGCUGUUUGUUCGGUGGAUCUGAAGCUGGGUAGUGACCUGUCAAAUGGCUGGUGUGUGUACACACUGAACUGCGUCAGACAGAUCAGCAGCUGGCUGGUUGUCAUUUCCACUGAGUGAUGGGUACACUAUUUGACCUCAAUUGAAGACUUGCAUGUAGCAGCUUCUCAUAGCAGUGUAGUACUGGCUCAGACAAACUAACACCUCCAGCCUGAAGAAGUUGAGAUGCCCUUUAACCUAAAGAUUAGAGGGGAGAUGAGUCGAGUACCAACUCAUGAUCCUUCAGAUAGAAACACAUUGUACAGAAAGGACACUGCCAGGCUGUCGAUCUUUUUUAAAAGCACCCAAAAAAGAUCUAAAACCUAUUAACCAGACAAAUAUUAGCUUAUUGCAAAUACAUCAGUUUUGGCAUAUGUCACCCUGGAAACAAAACAAAGUUGAAGAACAGAAAUACCAAAGAUGUUUUGAAACUGUAAUUUUAGCAUUUUUCCACCAGACAAAUGGUUUUCUUUGAACUGUAUGGGACAGAAUAUGGUAUAUGACCGUAUGGUCCUGUGUACAUUUUGUCACAAAACAAAUGAGUAUCUGUGAAUUUGUAGUCAGUGGAUAAAAAAAUGUCUGUAAUGGCUUCAGAAAUCCUGCUUUGGUCAGAUAACAAUCGUUAUGUUGGAGUGUCUGUUUCUUCUACAAGGUAGAACAGGUGACCAAUCUUUUUGAAUGCCUCCUGUAUUUGUAUUCACAGUGCAAGGUGAAGCUGUUGUGUUGUACACCAGUGAUGAAUUCAGCUGUCACUGUGAGUCAUUGGCUCUAGUUGGUUUAUAGAUCUACGGUCUGCCUCUCGUUUGGCUGAUGAGGUGGUGAGAGCGGCUUGUUUGGCUGGUUAGGUGGAGGUUCCCUGAUGAGGUCAAUGUCCCAUCACUCAGUGGAUAGGCACUCAAUAUCAAAUACAACUGUGUUCUCCUGCCCAUGGAGGAUAAAAUAAAAAAUUAUAAAUAUCUUCAUUUCCACGACCUUGUUUAUAAUCUUUUCACACGUGUAUUUUCUAGGCUGUAUUAUUUUAGCUUGCACUUGCCGGGCAACACUCAAGACAUAAUGACUCGGCAAAUUUUCAGUAGCUCCUGGUUCCUCUUGCUUGCAGAUCGUCCUAUGUUCAACACUCGUUGUCAUAUUUGCUAAUAGGAUAAUAGGAUAGAGCUUUUGAAUUCUGCAUGAUCAAUAUAAUCACUUCAUAUUGAAUGUAGCCCGGCUGUGCUUAUUUCCAGGUAUACUCUAUUAAAGCUAAUAUUGUAGCUCACUCUGUUAGCGGACCUAGGUUAGCAAGUUCAAAUCUCCUUUCCCCUAACGGUUUACUAUGGGUGGCCUUUUCCUGCUUUGAGUUAUCUUGAAGAGAAAAAUAUAUUUCCGUAAUUAUAUUUUUCUAUUCCCAGUGGAUGUUAUCUCUGCUUCACUUCACACUGCGUCACAUCACAACCCUUGACAGAGCAGCUAUUUUUAAAUAAAGUGACCCUUUUCCCACAGAAUUUGGUCAUUUUUAAAGAACCCUAACCACGUGUGACAUGUUUAGGAAGGUAUAAAAUUACAUAAAGCAGUAAGUUGCAUAUAAGAUGGCACAAGUGACCACAGAUUGAGUAAGAAUGUUCACAUUCUUACUGUUCUACACAGUCUGAAUACUCAUUAUACAUUUAACUGGUACCACAUCCAGUGUUCCCCAACCAGAAAUGUUUUUUAAACUUGUCAUAAUAACAAAAGAGAUCUGACUCUGUGUGCAGCCGAAUUUACAGCACUAUUUUCAGAGCACUUGCUCGCGCUGUCCUGCUUCUGCUAGCUUGCACUAUGGUCCACCGUCCACACAGCAGCUGUGGCAUGCAAUGCAGUUCUUUAACUCACGCGAGAACUUAUGUCACUCUUUGGUCUGUGUGUCUGUCACCGUGAAUCUCUUGCGUGUGAGUGACCUUUAUGUGUGAGCAGUGCUCCCCUUGUUACCACCAACGUCUUCUUAAUUAAUUCUGUGGGAAACGGCAACAUCUGUUUUUGUCUUUUCAUCUGGGUCCAAAUUCCAGGUCUAAAUGUCAAUCUUAAAAAUCUUUUCACCAAAGUUUGUGUAACUGUACAAGCGCUAGUUGUUCCAGGCGCUUAUGUCUUCACUGUGUACAUCAGUAUUAUGACUAAAAUAUCCUGCACUCAGACUCCCCCUUGACAGGAAGGGAUUGAAUUAGCCGUAUCUGGGUCCGCUACUUAGCUUUUCUAUCUUGUCUCUGAAACUUUUCUCAGUGUUUAGCAGAUUAGCUUGUGUUAUCUUGUUGCUUGUAUAUUGGUUUCACGUGGAUUGUCACUGUCAGGCUGAUCUUAUUUUGUCUGUUUUGGACAAUAAAGUUUUUUUGUUUUCAUAA
Messenger RNA from Paralichthys olivaceus (Japanese flounder), 4409 nucleotides. The record is from RefSeq and is a predicted model, not a curated record. Lineage: Eukaryota; Metazoa; Chordata; Actinopteri; Pleuronectiformes; Paralichthyidae.